This is a messenger RNA of Aureobasidium melanogenum CBS 110374, 240 nucleotides long. RefSeq names its product heavy metal transport/detoxification protein. Gene Ontology annotation, cellular component: cytosol. Gene Ontology annotation, molecular function: copper chaperone activity; metal ion binding. Bases 1 to 240 code for a protein of 79 amino acids. Gene Ontology annotation, biological process: copper ion transport. The transcript has 2 exons. The record is from RefSeq and is a predicted model, not a curated record. NCBI's taxonomy places the organism in Eukaryota, Fungi, Ascomycota, Dothideomycetes, Dothideales, Saccotheciaceae.
AUGUCGGAUCACACCUACAACUUCAACAUCACCAUGACUUGCGGCGGCUGCUCCGGCGCAGUUGAGCGUGUCCUCAAGAAGCUCGACGGUGUCAAGUCCUUCGACGUCUCUCUCGACAACCAAACCGCAUCCGUUGUCACCGAACCCUCCCUUGACUACAACACCGUGCUGGAGAAGAUCAAGAAGACUGGCAAGAAGGUCAACUCGGGCGAGGCUGACGGCCAACCCCAAGCUGUCUAA